AUGACUGAUGCCAAAGACGGAGUCUCACUGUUCGAUCACGCGUCUUGCACUUCCGUCGCUCUUGCUGACACUGCUGCCGCCCUUGACCGCUCACAAUGGCAGACUCGUGAUGCUGUUACGCGCCUCGCUAUUCGCAACCAUCUGCCGAUCACUGAGCGCGCGCAUUUUAGUCAGCACAAGACUGCUAAGGCACUGGACCACUUUCUCGCCGAAGACCAUACCACUCUUACUGUCGACGACUUCGAGCAGGAGCUCCUAGCAGCAGAUAAGAGCAUUCUCGUUGUAGGCACUGCUCGUGGCACUCCCCGCACUCCCCUCUUUGAGGGGUGCUCCCCCUCCCCUCUUGCCCCCUCCUACGCCUCUUCUGCUGCUGCCGUCGAUUUCCUUGGGGCAGCAAGGGAGGUAGGGGUGGUGGAGGUGGGGGUGCAGGAGGCGGUGGUGGGGGCGGCGGUGGAGGCGGAGGUGGCGGGGGUGGUCGUGGGGGUGGAGGUAGUGGGUGAGGUGGCGGUGGUACCGGGAGCGGUGGAGGUGGCAGCGGCGGUGGUAGGGGAGGCGGUGGUGAUGGAGGCGGUGGAGGGGGCUCCAGUGGUGGCCAUGGACAGCAGCAGCAGCAGCAGCCGCAGCAGCAGCAGCAGCAGCAGCAGUGUCAGCACCAGACCCCCACGGUGA
Molecule: messenger RNA, 669 nt
Organism: Closterium sp. Yama58-4
Lineage: Eukaryota; Viridiplantae; Streptophyta; Zygnematophyceae; Desmidiales; Closteriaceae
Source: the annotation of a GenBank genome assembly